CGAAAUCCUGUUUCUCCAGACCUGUGGACCAACUUGUGAAAAAUUCUGGGAACGAUUGGGAGGGAUUUGUAAUCUGAAAUUUUUAUAUAAUUUUUCUGAAUAUCUCUUGUGUAUCUCAUAAAAGUUUCAGGUGAAUUUCUCAUAUGGAUUGGCUGCUAAAAAAUCCACAAGUUCACUAUCUCCAGAAAGCCUACUGUGCAAAUUUCAGAAUUGUCAAAGCUUCUUGAUUGAGCAUUUCUAACUCUCUUUCUACUUGUUUGGUGUUGUUUUUGAUUUUUUUUAUUUUUAUUGUUUUUAAUUCUAAUAGAAAAAAAAAGAAAAAAAAAUUUCUCUUGAUUUUUGUUUGCUUGCAUUUCCACUCAUACACUUGCAAAGGGCAUAUCAUUUGAGCUUCCUUGGUCUUUCCAUCAUUUUGAGCUUGAAUUUGAAUCAUUGCUUGUGGAUAUAAAUUUCAUUGCAUUUUAUGGCUUGGUUUCAUGAUCAUGAUUCAUUCCAUCAUUCAUUUGACAUCCAUUCCCAUCCAUUUCUAGCACCUAACAUUGACCAUACAUCCCAUUUCCAUAAUCAAUUUCAACAAUAUAACUUUGAUUAUCCACCCCCAUAUCAUGAUCAUUUCCAUCCAAGUCACAAUUAUGAAUUUUUCAAUCCCAUGAGUUUUGAAUCCAAUCUAAGCACUCAUGUUGAGAGUACACCAUCCAUUGACAUUGAGCAUCUAGAAAAAUUAUAUGCACAAAGGGGUAAAUUUUAUUGUGUGCAUUGUGAGGCUAUCUCCCACUUCUAUUAUGAUUGUCCUAUUCUAAAAGGAUAUUGUGAACCACAUGGAGUAGCCCAAGCCUCACAAGAGAGAAAUUACAUGUUUCAAGUUGAAGACACACAAAAAGUUGCUCAUGAAGCUAUUGAGAAUAUAAAUACACCUCAAGCCACUCAAUCUCCAAAAGAGAAGGAGUCAAUCCAACCCUUACUUCAAGAGGUAAUUUCUCCUAUUCCUAUUGAGGUUGAUUCUUCUUCACAUUUGACUUUAUCUAAUGAUGAGCAUAAUGAUUUAAAUGAUGAUGACGUAGAUGAAGAAAUUAUAGUUGAAUCACCUUGGAUGUUUGAGCAUGAAUCAUAUUGUGAAAAAGUAUACCCUUGGGAGAAAAACACUUUGAGUUCACAUGAUAAUUCUCUUGAUUUAAAUUCAAAUAUCAUUGAAAGUGUUGACUCUUCACUUAGCUUGAAUAAAGAAAAUGAAAUGGAUGUUGAUGGUGGCGAUGAUGUAUCUUGUAUGCUUGAAAUUCCAAUUCCUUCUUGUGAUAUUGUUAAUAGUGCACAUGCACUUGUUUCUUCUAACCAUGAUGUGCUUGAGAAAGGUUGUUUACCUUCUUUUGUAGGUGAACAAGGCAAUGUAGCCAAACCAUCUCUUGAUUUCAAAGAGGAACUUGCUCAACUUGAAAAGGCUGUAGCUCCUACUAAGGAUUUGAACAAGGAAUUGAAAAUAACUCAAGAUGACAAGGAGGUUGAAAAUCAAGGAAUUGAUUUUACAAAGCCAAAUAGUAAUGAGAAUAAUAUUGAUUUAAUGCUUGAUGAUUUUGAUGAUGAGUUGGCUUUGUUUCAUAGUACUUGUUCUAAUUUCCUAUUCACUUGUGAUUGUUCACAUGAUUCUCCAUGCCCUAUUUGUUUAGAAAUUAAUUCAUUUGUGCUUGAAAAUAGUAGCAAUCAUUUACUUGAUAAAAUAAUUGAUGAUGUAUGUUUGAGUGAAAUUAAUCAUGAGUGCACUUCUUUAGAACCCAAUAUGCUUGAGGAAGGGUUCUUUGUUGAUUUUAUAGGUCUAAAUGAUGAUAUGGCCAAGAACCCCCAUGUACUUAGAGGAUUUAUCAUUGCAAUGGAAGAGACCUUGGCUAACCAUGAAGAUGAUCAACCACAUAAAGUUAUGAAAGAUUCUACACCAUACAUCUUGGAGCCAUUACAAAUUGAUCUUGAGCCUCCACCUAAGAUGCUUGGAAUGAAGAUGAUAAUGAGUAGCUUCAUGUUACUCCUCAAAGAUGAAAAUUUCAACUUCAAGAGCUUGUGGAGAUUUAAACUAGGUGGCAUGUGACUUGUGCAUCAAUUGGGCAAUUGAGGUCAACACUCCUUGAGGUCAAUGGCUGAUGGUUUGCACGUGAAUUAUGAUUAUUUUGAGAGGUUAAAUCAGCUAAAAUGAUGUGGAUGACACAUGGGAAAUUAGGCACACAUUGGAAUCAUCUACAAACCAAUAGGAAGUUGCCACCUUGCAAGUGUGACAAGGCUCCCAUUUACAUUUAAUUUCUUUUUCCUUAUUUUAAUUAAGCUUCAGCUGAUGGGAGACACCAAGGAGCACGCCAUUUUAAGCCUCAAAUGGGAUCCAACACAUAUCUCAUUCAUCUUCCACAUUCUCUCUCUCUUGUUCAUAGUGUUCUUCAUUUUCUCUCUUUUGUUCUUCAUUUUCCAGCACCCUAACCUCCAUUUUUCAGCCACCAAACCUCCACAAAACUCAUACCAUUCUUCUCCUCUCUUUAUUUUCGUUCCAUCCCUUCCAUUUUCACAAGGAUUGAAGCUCAUUUUCAUCAUUCAAGAGCUAUGGAGUUUGGCCUUCACAAGCAAUCACUAGGGUUCUUGAAGAUGAAGAUUGGCUAAGUUUCUUUGUGGAAUCCUAGAGAGAUGAAGAUGGAGGAUGAGUCUUGAGCUUCAAAUUGGCUAAGUUCUUUUGUUUCCUAUCCUCUUCUCUUUUUACUAGAUGGUUAGAUUCCUUAAUCUAGGGUUUAAUCAUCUUAGCUUAUAAAUUCUAAUUUGAAUUUGAUGUUGAUGUAAAGAGAGAGGAUUG
Messenger RNA from Prosopis cineraria, 2818 nucleotides. RefSeq lists its product as uncharacterized. The record is from RefSeq and is a predicted model, not a curated record. Bases 464 to 2074 code for a protein of 536 amino acids. Lineage: Eukaryota; Viridiplantae; Streptophyta; Magnoliopsida; Fabales; Fabaceae. The transcript is spliced from 2 exons.